CAGUGCACGUGCCGUCGCCACGGCCGGCUAAGGAGCGGCAAGGCCCGGCCUCGAAAUCUCCGAACACAGCUGCCGUGGGUGCGCGUGCUGCCAUCAUGUCGGCGAUCUGCUACGUACUAUGGACGCUGUUCGUAGUGGCAUCCCUGGCUGAUGCGGGCAUCAGAUGCGACUGCUCCAUAAACGGUGUCACAUACAGCCUCGUAGGUAUCAACUGUGCCAGACCUAACACGACCGAGAGCGAUAAUAAAGCAGUGCAGUGUGAGAAAGCGCGGUACGGCUCUGUGGAGGCCGGGUACAUCGUGAACCCCCGCGAGAAGACGAGCGGCUACAGGUCGCUGUACCGGCUGUACCGCACCAGCCGCCACUGGCUGGACGCCGCACAGUCCUGCUCGAGGGACGGCGGCCACCUGGCCGUGCCGGGCACCCAGGCCGAGCUGGACUUCAUGGCGGACCAGCUGAGGCGACACGGCGGCGGCCGCACCACCGGCGCCAUGCUGGGGGUGCGCAGAGCUGCCGACGAGGAGCCCUUCCUCUCCGUCACAGGGGAAGAUGUUGAAACGGUGUUGUCUGGGAACUGGCCGCCUGGGACGCCACAGUCGGUUCCACGCCAGCAGUGUCUGGAGCUGCAGAUCAAGGGACCACAGGCGGCCGCUCUCCGGAGCCGCGACUGCGGGCAACCUGCCGCCUACUUCUGCGAAAGACCCCUUAGCGCGCCCGUCAACUCCAAAUACAGUUUCGUCGCCGGUCUCGGUUUCUACAUGCCGCUGGCACAGCUCCUGCCGUACCCCGGAGCGGAGCAGCAGUGCCAGGCGUCGGGGGGCCACGUCGUGGUGCCCGACACGCAGCAGGAGGCGGGCGCGCUGGUGCAAGCCUUCGACAUGUACCCACAGGUGGAGCAGAUCUACGUCGGCAUCGAUGACCGCCGGCAAGCUGGUGUCUUCGAAACUGUACAUGGUGGCCUGCUGGAGUGGCUGGACUUCCAGAACUGGGCGCCAGGUGCUCUGGAGACUCGCAGCGCCGACAUCCACUGCGUGACCUUCACGGCCAGCGGCAACUACCAACUAGUGCACUGCGACACGCCACUGCCCACCAUCUGCGAGUGGAAACUCUGAUAACGCCCUUCAUACACGACCCUCGCCUAUGAGGUUUCCUGAUUUUAUGAUCGUGGCAGCCUCUAACGACAUUCUUGCACAGCUUCAAUAUAGCUGUGUGAUAACUUGUCAAUAGCAUUUAAACCAGUGUUCACAGUAUCCAAAUUACCUUCCGCAUCCUUACGAAUAUACAAGCAAUUAUUUGGUCUACCGUUGUUACAAACAGUAGGAAUGAAUCAAAAGAGACAUCCUCUUUGAGAUUUUCUCUUCACUCAGGCGAUGAGGCAGUAAAGGAUGGGCAAUAAGAUUCAAGAAAACAAAGAAACAUUGUGAGAACCGGAAAUGGUUGGUAACGAAUGUACACAGACAUUACGGAAAAUUUCUGAAUAAAACUGAGUCGAGUCAACAGACAGUUAUACAACAGUUAAUGCAAAGUGAAAAUGAUAAAUUGAAGAUGCAAGGAGAACAGUGGUUGAAGUACGCAUCAAAUCUAGGUAUCACAUAUUGGCAGAACUAACUUUACCGUCUGCCAAGCCAGAUGACCAAGGGAAAUCGCUAUACCAAUAUCAACUAUUGGAGUACGUUACUGGUAACUAUUUGUGUAGAACCAUACUUUAAAAUAAGAAGAAAGUCAACCGUAGGAAAACCGGAAAUGUAGAAACGUAAAGCUUUGAAAUUUUAUGUUGCAGAGGGGUUAAAAAUUACAUCGACAAAAAAGAAAGGAACGAAAUGUACUAGAAAACACAGAUGGACCCAAAAGACUCUGAAAAAUUCUAACGGUGUGGGAAGAGUCAGUGGAACACUUAGUAAGGACACUGGAAAUUUCGAGUAGGUAAAGUGAUAAAAGACAACAUUUCACAGAGAUGUUAAUUUAAAAAGGGACUUCGAUUAACUGCCUGCUGUGUAACUACGAUACAGUGAUUCGGGAUGAGUUUAAGUUGUUUUUAUCUUCUACUAUGUCGAUGCCGAAAGACUAAUUUUGUCUCAGUUUCACUACACUGCCGACUGGUUGCGUAACCUUUCCUCCUGAUGGACCUGUUGAUAAUGCAACAAAUUUUCUGUACUGACCUUUCCCCAAAGAUAAAUUCUAUUUCAGGCGAUACAUUGCUAUUAAGCAACCUGAACUUGGAAAGAAACUUUUCUGUAGGAAUACUGCAAACAAACACUGAAGAACCCAAGAAAAUGUUACACCUGUAUAACAUCGUUUAGGGUCCCCACAAGCACGCAGAAGUGCCGAAACACGACGUGGCAUGGACUCGACUACCGAUUAAAGUAGCGCUGAAGGGAAUUGAUACCAUGAAUCCUGCAGGGGUAAGUGUACGAGGGGCUGGAAAUCUCUUCUGAACAGCACGUUGCAAAGCAUUCCAGAUAUGCUCGAUAAUGUUCAUGCUUGGUGAAUUUGGUGGACAGCUAUAGUGUUUAAACUUAGAAGAGUGUUGCUGGAGCCAAUCUGUAGCAAUUCUGGACGUAUGGGGUGUCGCACUGUCCUUAUGGAAUUGCCGAAGUGUGCUGCAAUUCACAAUGGACGUGAAUGGAUGCAGAUGAUCAGGCAGGAUGUAUACGCACGCGUCACCUUUGAGAGUCUUAUCUGGACGUACCAACGGUCCCAUAUCACAAACUGCACACGCCCUGCACCAUUACAGAGCCUCCACCAUUUUUAACAGUCCCCUACUGACAUGAAGGCCCGUGGAUUCAUGAGGUUGUCUCCAUAGCCGUACCCAUCAAUCCGCUCGAUACAAUCUGAAACGAACCUUGUCCCACCAGGAAAUAUUGUUCCAGUCAUCAACAGGCCAAUGCCGAUGCUGGCGGGACGAGGCGAGGAGUAAGGCUUUGUGUCGUGCUGUCAUCAAAGGUACACGAGUGGCCCUUCGGCUCCGAAAGCCCAUAUCGACGAUGUAUCUUUGAAUGGUUCGCACGCUGGCACUUGUUGAUGGUUCAACAUUGAA
Molecule: messenger RNA, 3037 nt
Organism: Schistocerca piceifrons (Central American locust)
Lineage: Eukaryota; Metazoa; Arthropoda; Insecta; Orthoptera; Acrididae
Exons: 7
Coding region: 96-1112 (338 amino acids)
Source: RefSeq, a predicted model, not a curated record